AUGGGGCCUAAAGCAGGGUCACCUCCAGCAGCGUGUGCCAGCAGUACGUUAGAAGUGGAUGGAGCCGAGGGCAGGUCCAUCACGUUUCACCUUCAGGGCCUGAAAGGAGAAAAUUUGGCCUGGAGCUUUCGUGGAGAGACCAUACUUACCAUCAAACUGGGAGAGUCUCCCGAUCCCUCGUUUUAUGAGGACUCCUACAAGUCACGCGUGACCUUCCCUGAGAACGGCAGCGCGCUCACCAUCUCCCAGCUGGGGAAGAAAGAUGCCGGCAUCUACACAGCAAAAAAUUCCGUGUUUAAAGCCAGCUUCUUCCUGCAGGUGUACAGCGUGCUGCAGGAGCCGGCGGUGACCUGCGCGUCGUGGAACUGCUCGGCCGACGGCUGCCGCUACACCCUGCGCUGCGCCGUGCACACCCCCGGGAACAAAUCCUUCUCCUGGAGCCACGGCGAGCAGCUGGAUGCCGAGGGGCCCGAGGUGGUGGUGGAGGCGCCGCCCCCGGGGGAGCUGGAUGUGCUCUCCUACACCUGCACGGUGCGAAACCCCGUCAGCAGCAGCAACGCCACCGUCUCGCCCGCCGCCCUCUGCACAGACAGCUACAGGAGCAGCUUUACCGGCACCGUAGCCGCGAUGGUGAUCAUAGUGCUAAUAAUCCUGGCUGUCCUCUUGGCCUUCUUGAUAUUCCAAGGCAGGAAGAUCUGCAACCCCUCCAUGCCCGCAGCUCCUGCUACAGAGGUGGCAGCAGAAUACCUGACGGUGUACGCUGAGGUUGGCAUUGCCCAUCAGGAUUUCCCUCAUGCACAGAGAAAUGACCCAAAGAAGACGCCGGCCCCUGGGGCAGAGACCCCCAAAACCAUUUAUUCCACCAUCCAGCCCAUGGCCCAGGUGGAUGAUAACGAGCUGGGCGGCAGCACGCUGGGGUGCUAG
Molecule: messenger RNA, 924 nt
Organism: Cygnus atratus (black swan)
Lineage: Eukaryota; Metazoa; Chordata; Aves; Anseriformes; Anatidae
Product: T-lymphocyte surface antigen Ly-9-like
Exons: 8
Coding region: 1-924 (307 amino acids)
Biological process (GO): T cell activation
Cellular component (GO): external side of plasma membrane
Source: RefSeq, a predicted model, not a curated record